Pediculus humanus corporis (human body louse) is the source of this 1365-nucleotide messenger RNA. RefSeq names its product rna-binding protein nob1, putative. Gene Ontology annotation, biological process: maturation of SSU-rRNA; ribosomal small subunit biogenesis. Bases 1 to 1365 code for a protein of 454 amino acids. Gene Ontology annotation, cellular component: preribosome, small subunit precursor. The record is from RefSeq and is a predicted model, not a curated record. The transcript is spliced from 6 exons. Gene Ontology annotation, molecular function: RNA endonuclease activity. Lineage: Eukaryota; Metazoa; Arthropoda; Insecta; Psocodea; Pediculidae.
AUGGGGUCUUACAGAAAAAAAAUCCAGUAUUUAAUAGUCGAUACAAGUGCAUUCCUAAACAAUGCACCUUUACAGGAAAUAGGAGAAAAUAUAAUAACUGUUCCUGAAGUUGUUAAUGAAAUUAAAUCUAAAAGGCAAUUGAGGAGAUUAAUUGUUUUGCCUUAUGAUUUACAAGUGAAAGAUAGUACAGCUGACAGCAUUAAAUUUGUCAAUGAAUUUUCAAAAAAAACUGGGGAUUUCCCUAGCCUUUCUGCCACUGAUGUAAGUAUUAUAGCACUUACUUAUCAGCUUGAAAAGGAAAAAAAUGGAACUGAACAUUUAAAUGAUGCCCCCCUUUAUAAAACAACAAUUGAACCAUUUUCUAAAAUACCGGAAGAUUUAAAAAAUGUCGUCGGAUUUCAUUUACCUAAAAAGAAUUUAUUAUCCAAAUCAGAAUCACCCAGUAUCAUUAAUUCGGAAAGCUCAGAAUAUGAAUCUGGAGAAGAAUUUGUUGAUGCAUUAGAAGAUUUAUCAAAUUGUGACAGUAAAAAUGAAAGCAAUAUUACUUCAGAAAAAGAUGAUAUUGUUAAAAGCAUAAAAAAUUUUAGUUUUGAUGAUGAUGCAGAAAAAAAUGAUGAAAAAAAUCUUAGAAAUUUAAAAGAAAAUGACAACCAAGUUAAUUGUCCAGUUUUAGAAAAUAAUGAAAAAUAUGAAUAUGAUGAUGAUGAUAAUGAUGAGAAUGAUGAUGAUGAUGAUGAAGAUGAUGAUAGUGAUUGGAUUACACCUGAGAAUUUUAAAGAAGCUAAAUCAAAAAUUGCAGAUGAAGUCGAUGAAAGCUUAGAAAAUGUGGUAGUAGCUUGCUUGACAACAGAUUUUGCAAUGCAGAAUGUAUUAAAACAAAUAGGUCUUAAUGUAAUUUCCCUCGAUGGAAAAUUAAUUAAACAAUUAAGAACAUUUAUUUUACGAUGCUAUGGGUGUUUUAAAACCACAAGUAUAAUGACAAAAGUAUUUUGUCCUAAUUGUGGUAAUAAAACGCUUAAAAAAGUUGGAGUCUCACUAAAUGCUGAUGGAACCCAACAUUUACAUAUUAAUUUUAGAAGACCAUUGACAGCUAGAGGAAAAAGGUAUUCAAUGCCACAUUUUAAAGGUGGUAAACACAGUAAUAAUCCUAUAAUUUGUGAGGAUCAACCUAUGCCUCAGCAAAAACCGAGUCGUCUUUCUAGAACAAAAAAUAAUCCUCUAAACGAUGAUUAUGUGGCAGGAUAUUCUCCAUUUGUUAUGAGAGAUGUAACAUCUAAAUCUGCCAUGCUGGGAAUAAGACCACAUAUAGAAAUGAAACAUUGGAUGAAAAGAAAUCCAAAUGAUAAAAGUAGAAGAAAAAAAUAA